AUGGUAUUUGUUACAAGAGCGACAUGGGGCGCACGAACACAGAAGGAUGGUUGGUAUGACAUCGGCUACAAUUUCCUCGUCGGCGAAGACGGGAAUGUCUAUGAAGGGCGGGGCUGGAAAUACAUAGGGGCUAGCGAACACUCGACGGGAACGCUGAAGAAUCUAGUAAAGUGUGGAGUCCAGCAGGGAAACAUAGCCGAAAGUUACCGUCUCUAUGGACAUCGAAACGAAACGAAUACCUCGUGCCCAGGAACCGCCCUCUACGAUUACAUCCAGACCCUGCAGCCUCACUCCCCUUGA
Molecule: messenger RNA, 300 nt
Organism: Dreissena polymorpha
Lineage: Eukaryota; Metazoa; Mollusca; Bivalvia; Myida; Dreissenidae
Product: peptidoglycan-recognition protein SC2-like
Exons: 3
Coding region: 1-300 (99 amino acids)
Biological process (GO): peptidoglycan catabolic process
Molecular function (GO): N-acetylmuramoyl-L-alanine amidase activity; zinc ion binding
Source: RefSeq, a predicted model, not a curated record